GUACCCGGCGCUAGUGUCCCCGGCCUAGUCCCCUUCGAGACAUCGCUUGCAAGCUUAUUCGCUGGCACCUGCAUAAACACUGGGCUCUUAGUGCAGCAAAUAGUGCGAUCUCCAGAGGCAAAAUGGGCCUUUCAUCUAGACCGCCAAGCGUGCAUUAGGCUUUCUGUUCUAUUGAUCAGCUUGCCACGCGCCAGGGUUCCCUGUGUCUAUGCGCUGCUAUGAUUGCAUUGUCUCAUCGGAUACAUCCGCUCGCCCCCAGAAUGAGAGAAGAGAAAAUAAUGGAACCGUUCUCGGAUCCCCAGUUGCCCGUCUGUCAACACCGCCAAGCCACGCGGGGUGUUACAUCGGGGUUCCUGCCCUUCCAAUAGCCCAUGCUCUUUGAGGGGCCAGAUUCAUUUGGAAUCAGUGGCGAGUAAUUGGUCAGGCCGGGUUAAUGGAGGGUGUGAGUGGUACUGCGGACGUUGGCCUAUCUACACGCCAGGAGUUCAAUACCAGAAGAAAGCAAAAACAGAGCGUAUAUAAAGUAACGGGUCCCCUCUGUUUCUUCGGCUUACACUUUACGCGACUCUGUUAGACUCUUACUACAGAUUUGUCCCAAGAUGAAGUUUUACGCUAUCCAAUCCACGCUUGUCGUUACGGCGGCCGCCUUUCCCAACAUGGGAGCCCGCCAGGCGGUGCCCAAGGUGGCAGACUUCCCCAUGUACCCAGGAACGCCCAACCAGGCCCUCUUCAACGAAUUUGACGCCACAGAGCAACUUGUCAGCGUCCAUGGCGAGCAUGAGUACCGCGAUCCUCGCCCAGGAGACAUUCGCGGCCCUUGCCCUGGCCUCAAUGCCGCCGCCAACCACGGCUAUCUUCCUCGCGACGGCAUCGCCACCUAUGCCGCCGUCCAGACAGGUCUCUGGGAAGCCUUUGGAUUAGACCAGACCGCCACACAGUUCCUCCAGCAGACAACUACGCUAUUCGACGGCGACCCUCUUUCACAGAAGUGGUCCAUUGGCUAUGCUUCGGACAAAGUGAGCUUGCUGGGGCCUGUUGCGGGUGCCCUACUGGGCACUCCCACUGGUAUCUGUGCCUACGGCCACUCCAAGUCGGAAAACGACGCCUCCAUCACCCGCGGCGACUUCCUUGCCCCCGACGACAACUCCAACUGCGCCUCAUACCCCAAGUUCUACCAAGAACUUCUCGAUCUCUCCGACAAGCGCGCCAACGGCCUCAUCACGGCGCCCGUCCUCGCUGAGCACCAGCACAACCGCAAGCUGCACUCCAUUGCCACCAACCCCAACUACUUCUCGCCUGCCUUUGGCGGCGUUGCCUUUACGCCUGCUGCGCACACCUUUGUCUGGGCCCUCAUGGCUAACCACUCAUCUGCCAACCCGCGCGGCUUCCUCGAGCACAACGUCCUCGAUGCCUUCUUUUCUUAUUCAGUCCAACCUGACGGCUCGCGCAAGUACGAGUACGGCAAGGACCGUAUCCCUGAGAACUGGUACCGCCGCAGCCACAAGAACCCGUGGACGCUCGUCGAUAUUGUGCUUGGUGUUGCGUCGCAGUGUCUUGCGUUCCCGUCUACUUGUAAGGUCGGCGGCAACACUGGCACCGUCAACUCGUUUGAUGGUAUUGAUCUUGGUGACAUCUCAGGUGGUCUGAUCAACUCCAUUGAAGACUUUCAGGAUCCUGCGCGCCUUGCUUGCUUCAUUGGCCAGAAUAUCCAGGCCGAGGCCCCGUCGUCGCUGGAGAAGAUUUUCACUGGAGAGCUGCUCAAGGAGGCUGUUGGUCUAGUUGGACCCGUUGUUGAUAUGCUUGGAAAGUGUCCCAAUAUGCCUCCUGGCAAGUCUGUCAACCAGUAUGGCUCCAAGUAUCCCGGUGCCAACAAGCACAAGGGUGACAGAGGCAAGACUGCCAAGGAUACUCAUGGAUACCCUGCCGAUGCUCCUUGAAGAAUGACUUCUGUGUUUUUAGGUUCUUUAUAUAACUAUGUGUUUAAUGUAGUUGUACAUCUCACAAUUAGACUGUAUGUAGCGAUGACAUGACAGAUUAUAAGUUUGAAUCUUUGACUCCCG
[Torrubiella] hemipterigena is the source of this 2060-nucleotide messenger RNA. NCBI's taxonomy places the organism in Eukaryota, Fungi, Ascomycota, Sordariomycetes, Hypocreales, Clavicipitaceae. The record is from the annotation of a GenBank genome assembly.